AAUUUAAUUUAUUUUUUGGUUAAUUUGCUAUACAAAAUCGUCAAAAUUACGGAAAAGAAGUUUAACUCCAAAAUGCCGCCCGCUUCGGGGUCCAAUAGUGCCACGAACGCGGCGGCAGUGCAGGCAAAAGCUGCCGAGCGGGAGGAAAAACUUCGUGGUGCCUUAAAAUCAUUUAUUCUAAAGGAAAGACAGAGGAAGAAGGAAGAGUUUGAGGCGAAAUUGGAGGAGGAUAGACAGCGCAAAGAACGCGAGGCACGUGAACGGGAGAAUGACAUGACCCUGGAAGAGACUCGCGGUCAGAUCACUAAACUGGAGCAGAAACUAACCGAGCUGCACAAUCAGAAGCAACAAUUGUUUUUACAGUUGAAGAAGGUCUUGAACGAAGACGAGAAUCGCAAGAAGCAACAAAAAGACAAUGAGACGAUGUAUGCAAUGCAGGCUUUGCAAGCUCAGACCACCAGUGCACCUCAACCGCAAGUGUUUUUGCCACCCGUCCGAGUGCAGCAUCAUCAGCAACUGCCAGUAUUGACAAAGCCACCAAGUAAUCCUCCAGUGAAAAGGGGGCGUAGUCCCUCACCAACACAACCCGGUUACUAUAAGCAAACCAACUACAAUCCUCCAAAACACGAUGAACGUCGUGGAGCAGAUUCCGCCAGAGUGUUGUGGAACAAACCUCAUACACAAUAUCAGACACCGGGGACGCUUUUCUACCAGACAACAAGUAACGCUCCUCCUCCGCCCCAACAAGCUCCCCCUGAUGCUAGAGGUCCAGCGAUUAUUUACACCCAUUAUAAUUUGCCACUUCGCCAAGGCUACCAUCUAGAAUUGCCGCCAGCCUCUAGUGUGCCUGUGUCGAAGCCGGACGCACCAGGACAGAAACCAACACAAGUAUAUCAUAUAAACCUGGACCAACCUCCCAGUUCACAGACCGGCGGAAGUGUGAAUAGCAGCGUUCAAUCGCAAAAGCCUCAGAUUACGAUGGAAAAAAUUUCGGAUCGAUAUCACGUCGAGGUUAAACAUGACGCCCACGGGGGUCCACCGCCAACGCAUCAGUUAUCUGAAAGUGUAGUCUACAUACCGAGUUUGCCCUUGCAUCCAAAUGUAAUGCAGAUAAGUAGCGGCGCACCACCACCACAGAGUACAAAACCAGGGCCGAGCAUUCAGGGAUAUGCACCAGGCCGUGGUCCCGUUGGUCACGAGACACAAAUGUCUCGACAGCAACAGAUAACAGUUAUGUCGGGACAACCUGGUCAACAGCCCCAACAGCCCUUGCAUUAUCCACGUCGAAUGUUUUAG
Musca vetustissima is the source of this 1296-nucleotide messenger RNA. RefSeq names its product G protein pathway suppressor 2-like. Bases 73 to 1296 code for a protein of 407 amino acids. Gene Ontology annotation, biological process: regulation of transcription by RNA polymerase II. The record is from RefSeq and is a predicted model, not a curated record. The transcript is spliced from 6 exons. Gene Ontology annotation, molecular function: transcription coregulator activity. Lineage: Eukaryota; Metazoa; Arthropoda; Insecta; Diptera; Muscidae. Gene Ontology annotation, cellular component: transcription regulator complex.